AUGGAGCAUUUUCUAUCCUACGAUGCCAAUUACUUGCAGAUUGAGUUCCGUUCGAAAAAGAAAAGAACUUUGCUGGAACGACUGCUGUCAAUCGCAUCACACUAUGUUACGUGGAAAUGGCUUCGUGUCACAUCUGUGCAAUCGACUAUCGCUAUAGCAGCAUCUAAUCGGAACUUCGAUUAUGCGGGGAAAACAACUUUUUACAUACGGAUUGGUACCGAGGAUUUCGAGGUCGCGACGAAAGAAGGCCAGAGCAUCGAAUGUAGAAGAGACGAGGAAAUGCUGAUCCAUACGAUUGAUAUGCUGAUUUGCAGUUACAUGUUGAACACUGUAGCAGUGAUAGCCAGCAAAAUGUGGCAGUGGCAAGUUCUCCACGCCAAUAACAAUGCAACAAAUCAUCUCUCGGAACCUAGUCCUACGCUAUACAUGUGCAGUCAGAAUGCGUCCCGUGCUAUAUUUAUGCAGUUCCGUCUGAGGGAUCCACCUACAAUACGUAUUCGAAACUGUAAGUCCGACAACUGCGAAGGCACGGAAAAAUCGGGAGAAUUUUUGGUUUUGAAUUACGACCGAUUGAUCGGUUCUUCAUUGUGUCGAAAAAUAGAUAGCUUGUGCUCGAUGCUGAAAAGCUAA
Molecule: messenger RNA, 630 nt
Organism: Gongylonema pulchrum
Lineage: Eukaryota; Metazoa; Nematoda; Chromadorea; Rhabditida; Gongylonematidae
Source: the annotation of a GenBank genome assembly